Nerophis ophidion (straightnose pipefish) is the source of this 1359-nucleotide messenger RNA. RefSeq names its product ubiquitin-associated protein 1-like. NCBI's taxonomy places the organism in Eukaryota, Metazoa, Chordata, Actinopteri, Syngnathiformes, Syngnathidae. The transcript has 6 exons. Gene Ontology annotation, cellular component: ESCRT I complex. The record is from RefSeq and is a predicted model, not a curated record. The coding region runs from base 122 to 1255 and encodes 377 amino acids. Gene Ontology annotation, molecular function: ubiquitin binding. Gene Ontology annotation, biological process: ubiquitin-dependent protein catabolic process via the multivesicular body sorting pathway.
AAGAUGUUAAAUAAUUCCAGUGGAUUAGUUUGGUUUAACCCACGUGAUCCCACACAUACACACACAAGUUCAUUCAUUCAUUCCCAACCUACCUGAGUGGCAGACAUCUGACAGGAGACAAAUGAGUACUUUAGAAGAUGUACCGUUUGGAACCCCGCUGGGUUCUCUGGGGCAGGACAUUUAUCUAAUGACGCCUCCAGACAUCUCCAUGCCUGAUUUUCCCCGGAUCCUGCAAGAAACUCAGUAUGGUUUCAACCUGGAGAGGCUGAUACUGACAUGCCAGCAGCCUGCCUAUGAAGCUCCAUCCUGCCCCCCCUACUGGCUGAUGUUCAACAGCCCUCAUGAGUGCUGCAGGGGGGGCCCUCAUCGCACCGCUGACCCUUGGAGCUCCAAGUCUCGGGCCCGCAGUUACAGCCUGAACUCCGCGGAUGUUCACUGGCUGCACCAUCGCACCCUGCGCUUCCUCAGAUCCGACUCGGAUGAAGAAGACGGUUACUGCGAAGACAACGAAGGCUCCUCCCCUGAAGAUGCUCCUCGAGAGCUCGCAAGGUGUCGAGAGCGGACCCGCAGCGCCGUCCUCACCAGGGUGCAAGACAUGCACCUGGACUUUCAUACACCGUGCUGCCGGCCCGAGUUGUCCCUUAGGAAUCACAGAGGCACCUCACCAGAGUGUCUCCCCCCGCAGGCCGGACCUCUCCCAGCAGGACAGAAGAGCAGCAAGAAGAAGCAGCGUGCACACAGUGCUGUGGGAAGACUACACCCCCAGAACCAAGCCCCCGCUGGCCCCACUGCCUCCAGGUUGCAGCAGCAACGGCCCUCCUCUGCAGGGCCCUCCAUUAAAAAUCGCAGGCAAAAGGCUUUGAAGACCGGAGGAGCUUUCCUGGACUCGGCGACAGAACUGCUGUCAGCUCUCAGCCAAGAGGAGAGGGAGCUGCUGGAAGCGGUCACUGACAAAGGUUAUCCUUUACGUACGGCAAUUUUGGCUCUGCAGAAGACUGGAUACAACAGCCCAGACAAGCUCUUGAAGUACCUGGUAGCCUGCAAUCAUCUCUGUGAGCUGGGUUACGAGGAAGCGCAAGUUGAGGAGGCCUUAGAGAUGUUCCAGAACUGUGAAAGCAAAGCUGCUGAGUUUCUGCGCCUUCUCACUCAGUUUAAUGAGAUGGGCUUCCAGCAAAGUGCAAUCAAGGAAGUUCUGCUUGUUCAUGAAAAUCAUCGUGAAAAGGCUCUUGAAGAAUUGAUGACCCGCAUGUCUUAAACCAAACAUGGAGGAAUGUUCUACCUUCUAUGCUAUAUGGGGCGAUCUGCCAAACUACUUCAAUGUGCUGUCCCAUUUCCAAUAAAAAAGGUUUAACAAAACAA